CUAGCAACGAGGCUUUGGCUUUGAAAUUGUGCGGUUUGUUACCAAGGCGUCAAGUUAUCCAGACAAGCGCUAGUGUAUUUCUUCUGGCACAAUGUCCAAGUCCAUCGAUCCUCCAGUGGAACAAAUCAGCGCGUUUGGGGACCAUGGACCACUGCGCAGGAUCAUUGCUGAAGACCCAGAGUGGUCCCUUGCUCUGGUGCCUCCCUUAUCCAUACUCUGCCUGCAAAACAUCGUGACAAACUUCGAGGAAAAGCAGACCAUCGAAGAGCUGCUGCCCGCUCAUAAGGAGUACGUGCUGGGCCGGCUGCCCCCCUCCCUGCCGCUGCACGUCACCGCCAACCUGAUCUCGGACCCGGGCUACUGGCGCCGCUGCUGCGUGCAGCGCUGGAACCCCUGCGACGUGUCCCAGUAUGGCCACAGCUGGAAGCGCAUGUUCUUCGAGAAGCACCUGGAGAACCUGCUGGAGCUGUUCAUCCCGGACGUGACGCCGCCGCACUCCAUCCUGGAGCUGGUGCCCCUGUGCAGGGACUACGUCCUCAGGCUGGACGUCUCCCAGCUGCUGCCCCCCAUCAAGGAGCCCGGGAACCCCGGGAGGGAGAGGCCGCGCGAGGAGCAGCAGCAGCAGCAGGAGGAGGAGGAGGGGGAGGAGGAGCAGGAGGAGGAGGAGGACGCGGCCAGCGACGCGGGUCCGUCGAUGGACCACUUUGACUUCGGCCUGCUGUUGGACCAGCUCAGCCGCCUGGAGGAGCUGCGGCUGGUUUACGGGGUCCGGGGCUGCGGCAUGAACUUUGAGUGGAACCUGUUUGAGUUCACGCUCCGCGACUGCGAGGCCCUGGCGAGAGCGCUCAAGUCCUGCCACACCUUGAAGGUCCUGAGGCUUUGCCAGAGCAAAGUGGAGGACGAGCGCUGCCGGAUCCUGGCCCUCCACCUGCUGGACCACCCGUCGCUGCUCGAGCUGGACCUCUCCCACAACCUCAUCGGCGACCGGGGGGCCCGGGCCAUCGGCAAGCUGCUGUCCAGGAGCCGCCUGGAGGGCCUCGACCUGUACGACAACGAGGUCGCGGGCCCCGGCGCGCGGGCCAUCGCCCACGCGCUGUCCCGGAGCGCCGCCCUCCGCAGCCUCAACCUGCGGCUGAACCGGUUGGGGGACGAGGGCGGAAGGGCCGUCGGCCAAGCUCUGCUGACCAAUCGCACGCUCCGCCGGCUGCACCUGGGCGCCAACGAGAUGGGAGAGGCCAGCGCCGCCGUGCUGGCGCAGGUGCUGGUCCAGAACGACACGCUGACCAGCGUCAACCUCUCCUGCAACAGCCUGGGCGCGGAUGGAGGUAAGAUUCUGGAAGACGCGAUGUCCCAUAACAACGCCGUGACGGAGUUUGACGUCCGACUGACGGAGGUGGGCGAGGGGAGCGAGGCCUUUAUCGGCCAGAGGGUGCGAAGCAAUCAGGGCAGGGUGCGUGAGCAUCCCGCCUGAGAGAACGCCAACGGCAAGUAGACUGUGUGAUUCAACACAGUAAAACCUGAACGAUGCUCACACACUCAUGGUUCCCACCGCUCUUCUGUUCACCUCUUGCGGGGGAGAAUGACGGAACGGAAUAGAGAUUGAAUCUUUGAAGAAUGCGUGUCAUUUUGUCCAAUCGUUCCUCCGAGACAAAUUGUUUUCAUAGACCCUACUAACAUGAUUGAUCGUGUGGCUGAUCAAUGUUGAGCUGAAAUCUGUCCAAAUGACCUAUCGGCAGACACGGUAGUACGCUGUACAUAGGAAGCACUUAUGUUUGGUUAUUCUUUGUAGGCCUUAGCUUGGUAAAAAAUGUCAUUCCCAAAUAUGGGAUUUUCCAAAAAUAUCCAGCUUAUCAGAGUGACUCUUGGUGGGAAGUAAAGACAACACACAUUCUCCUCUGAGAAAAGCCCUCCACGCAUAUUUCUGUUCAUCUUUACCAUAGUUAGUCCAUUUUGAAUAAUAUGGUUUUGAUUGCUCUAUAGAUUGCUACACUUUCCUUGGGUGCCGCCAUUGUUUUUUUUUUUACUCAUCAGACUGCGGCGCUCCUUGUUCGUCGUGAACUUAAACUCCCUCCCCCUAGGACUGACUGGGUCUAUAAUAUUUAUGUUAUCCGAAACGGCUUUCAACAGGCCCAAGGCCAGACCGAUCUACAGAGAGAACAGAAUGUGAACUCACAAGACCCUGAUGGAUUACUGCAACAAAUAUGGGCAAUUUAUGACACAUGAUGUUGGUUAACUCAAUACCAAAACAUGACACCAUAGCAAAAUCAUUUGUAUGGGGUGGUUUUAUUUUAUUUGAGUGUCCCGAUUUGAGCCAUGACCCUUGCCUGAUAUCAGAGGGAAUGUACAGUAGACAUGGUGGCAGUGUAGACAUAUGUCUCGAAAUGUAACUGACCUGCUGUAGAACAGUGACAUCCUUUACUGUGCAGCAACAAGCAAAAAGGAAGGCUUUCGAUUGCGUGUAUCGCAACAGGCAAGAUGUUUCAUGAUCAUUUUGAGGUAAGUCUGUAUCAAAAUUAAUUUACAACGCAUAUAAAAUUUGUUUAAGCUACAUAAAAGCACAUGAACAAAAGAAAAACAUCCAGAUGCUAGUUUUCUAUAAUACAUAUGUGCCCUGUUAAAAAACUACACAUUUAGUUAUCACUUUUCAGACUCCAGCUUCACAAUAUAUUGAUGAUACAAACUGGUUUGAAACUUGUUUAUAAUUCGUCAUCAACAUUCAGCUUGUACACCAGGUACAAUUGUUCUAAUCGGACUUCCUUAUUUCUCGUAUAAAAAAGCAGCUCCAGAGCUACAGAUCAUGCUGCUAGGUUAUGUUAUAAAGCAAGGGG
Messenger RNA from Gadus macrocephalus (Pacific cod), 2828 nucleotides. It is a transcript of the gene drc5, whose product is annotated as t-complex-associated-testis-expressed 1. The transcript has 5 exons. Gene Ontology annotation, molecular function: protein binding. The coding region runs from base 92 to 1471 and encodes 459 amino acids. NCBI's taxonomy places the organism in Eukaryota, Metazoa, Chordata, Actinopteri, Gadiformes, Gadidae. The record is from RefSeq and is a predicted model, not a curated record.